AUGACGACGGGGAGCAGAUGGGCCGAGGAGGUCGAGAAAGCUGACACAGACUUCAAAAAACUGUUUUUCAUCCUACAAGGAAGCAAAAGUUUCUUCGAGAUAAAAUUCGAUAGCGACGGGGUCUGCGUUUGCUGCGAGCUGCAACACCAGACCUCGGGCUGCAGCAACCUCGGCGAGACGCUGAAACUGAACCCACUCCAAGACUGCGACGUGGUCAGGCUCACGCUCAAGGACCUGUUGUUUACCGUCUGCGCCCUCAAUAUCGUCUCCACGAUUGUCUGCGCUCUGGCCACGGCGAUGUGCUGCAUGCAGAUGGUCUCCUCUGACAUUCUGCAUAUGUUCCUGCCGCACCGACUGCACUCCACGCAGACGGACUGUCUGACCUCCCACGGAACGAUCCUGCACCAAACUCUGGAUUUUGAUGAGUUCAUUCCUCCGAUCCCGCCACCCCCCUACUACCCACCUGAGUACACCUGCACUCCCGUGAUAGAAGCACAAAGAGGCCUCCACUUGGACUUCCCUCACUCCCCCUUUAGCACUUUGUACGAGGUUGCGAUUAACAGCCCCGGGAUGGUUUACCCAGCGGAGCUGCCCCCUCCGUAUGAAGCCGUGAUUGGACAAGCCCCCACUCACCAGGUCACAAACGUGGACCAGCAAGUUGCAGAGUCUGGCCUGGGCGAGAGGAAUACCCCAGCAAACCUUGGCACCCAAGCAUCCGUGGACAGCAUGUCCCAGGUGGUCUCCGAAGCCGAGGACGUGCCGGAUCACAGCUUCUCCUCAGAGAAUCUUUCUUCGCGGGAGGUCCAGGAGUCUGUGCUUUCCGGGGACUUAUCUUCCUACUGCGUGACCCGCAAGGGAGCCACACACCGGAGCUGCUCCAGUUUGGACCACAGCUUCUGGUGUGGAUUGCACAGGACUAAUUUACAGGGUUCGCCGGACAAGGACGUCGGCGUCCGUGGCCGAACCUCUCCGGACAGGCCUCGCGGGCAGGGACACGAGAACUGCCCCCGUAGCCGCUCCACGGACUGCUCCUCGGAGAAUUUCGGCACCUCCGAGAGAGACCGCCGCGGCUCGGCUCAGGAGUGCAAAGCCAGCCCUCCGCUCAAGCCGAGGAAAAUGUGCUGCGGCGUCUUCAGCCAGCCGGCAGCGUCACAGACUUAUCGCCCCCGCUGUUCAGUGCCUGCACACACUUUGCCCCACGGCUGCCCAGACAGAACGGCCCAACAGGGCAGCAGGAAAGGGAGGGUUUCAAACAUCGUCCGCUCUACUAGUGACCCUCUGUCGUGUUCAUCGACCUUAGAAGUUUCUAGUCCUCACGUGGCUGCCUCUGCUUGCCAGGACCCUGCAAACCGUUUCCUGCCCGCCGGGAAGUCCAAGGACCCGAGGAAAUCCAACCUUUCCCAAAAGCCAAAGGCCUUAGAGACCCUCUGCAAAGAGCGGCCGCACUCCUUAGUCGACCUGCAGACCUACAAAGACACUAAGGUGCUGGUGGCCAAAUUUUUGGAACAUUCGAACUGUCACCUCCCACCAGAGGUGCGCCAUGUGGUCAACAGCAUCCGGUCGGUCAUCAAGUCUGACGAACGACACAUGGAAGAAGCCAUCUUUAGCGCAAACAUCAUCGACCAGGUGAUUACGAGCUCCCAACAGGAUGUGGAUACCUCACGCAAGCGGCCGCAGGAAGACCUUCACCUCCAGAGUUGUGGGGCGCUGAGCUCCCCCGUUGCCUUCCUCCGUCGAGCCCACAUCCGACACAGUUUAGAGCGGGGCAGGCCACACAGUUUAAUCGGCGUUUGCCGAGAAACUAUCCUUUGACAGUGACCCUGCGCCCCCACCCCAGCCCACUAAGGAAUACAAACUCUAGCAAAGGCAUCGGACUCGCGGAUAAUUGCCGAGAAACCGAUUACUCCCAAACAGGCAAGUUUGACGUCCGAACACAUUUUCCUUAAUGCGAUUCAGUUUCGGAUCUUCCUUUUCAGAGGCUGAACGCAUUCCUCGUUUCAUGAAUGCAACAUCAACUAAUGCGCCCUCCCCUUUAUUGGCCAAGAAGAGCAGUUUAUUAUUUAAACCUGGUGAGAAAUAUAUUUGGUCCCCCCAACCGAAGAGAUUGCUUCUGAAAGGUCUUGGAUGGAUGCCGUUUUGGAGAGUAGGUCAACACGUUGCCAAGAGACGCCGAACUUUUGGUACAACUUCACGGUUGUAUUUGAUUUGCUGUACCUCAAAAAAAGUGUUUUCACUGAUGACGAACAGUGUUUUCGUAAUAAUAAAUUUUUAAAAACGG
Molecule: messenger RNA, 2278 nt
Organism: Sphaerodactylus townsendi
Lineage: Eukaryota; Metazoa; Chordata; Lepidosauria; Squamata; Sphaerodactylidae
Gene: ENTREP2
Product: endosomal transmembrane epsin interactor 2
Exons: 9
Coding region: 1-1812 (603 amino acids)
Source: RefSeq, a predicted model, not a curated record